AUGUUCAUUCUCUCCAUCCUCACAUUGUGCUUAGCAGCACUCAUUUCUGCUCUUCCGCAACUGGGCGGUCUACUUCCGGGUUCAGACCCUGAGGUGACCCUCGACUAUGGCACAUUCAGAGGCAACCGUGCCUUCUCUGGCGUUUCGAGCUUUCUAGGAAUGCCCUUUGCCAAAGCAGGCCGCUUGGAGAAUCCGACUUUGAUCUCUGCGGCCGACAAACUUUCUGGUAUCCAGGAUGCCGCCAAUUAUGGCAAAGCGUGCCCGCAGCAAGAGCUCAUUGCUCUCAACCAAGAACUGGGAGGUCUAUUGGGGGCAGUGGAGCAGGUUGCGUUUGCGCCUGUGAGCCAGCAAGGCGAGGACUGCUUGACCAUCAACGUGCAAAUUCCAGAGGGUGGCGGCUUCGAACUCGGCUCAAGCGCUUCUCUUGGCUCUGAAGCCACCGCCGUUCAAGGACUGAUCUAUCAAGGUGCCAGACUUGUCCAACGAUCUGUCGAAAUGGGCCAGCCGAUCGUUUUUGUAUCAGCAAACUACCGUGUCAACGCUUUCGGUGGACUAGCUUCGCAAGAGAUCACAGACGCUGGCGUAUCCAACCUCCAUCUCAAAGACCAACGUACUGCUAUGGAAUGGAUUCAGAACUAUAUCGAGAUUUUCGGGGGUGAUAAGUCUCGUGUUACACUCUUCGGCGAGAGCGCGGGCUCCAUGUCUAUCGCCACGCACAUGGUCCUGAAUGACGGCAAUCCGGACGGCCUUUUCCACGCAGCGAUCAUGGCCUCAGGAGGAAUCGGCAAGUUUAGAGAUUAUCAUCACAAGCAACCCACAUUCGACUUCAUGGCUAGCUGUACCGGAUGUGGGACAGGGGAUAAGCUGGGCUGCCUUCGAAGCGUGGACUACAACAAGUUCUACAAUUGUGUCCAGCAGAUUCCAAACUUCUUCACGUACAGCAGUACGUCAGUUCCGUGGUAUCCAAGGCCGGAUGGGAAGUAUCUUGUCGACUCCCCGCAUCGGCUUCUACGUGAGGGCAAGGUUGCGAAUAUUCCAUACAUCAUUGGAGACAUGAAGGAUGAAGGUACGUUAUUUUCAGUGGUGCCGCAACUGAACAUUACCGACGACGCCGACUUUCAAUCAUUCUGGAAGCAAAACUUCUUCCAAGACCUGACACCGGAGCAAAUCCAAGCCUUCACAUCCCUCUACUCCCAAGACCCGGCAGACGGCUCUCCGUACGACACAGGCGACGCCAACGCCAUAGGACCUCAGUGCAAGCGAGUCGCAUCCUCAGUUGGCGACUACACCUUCGAAGCGGGCCGACGAGAUCUCCUAAACUACACGUACGCCCUCCGUCAAGGUUCACAGAAAACCUACACCUACCAGCAACAACAAUCGCUCUACCUCCUCAGCCAACUCCCCGGCGGCCUCCUCGCCAACCUCACAAACCUCCCCGUCCUAGGAUCCUUCCACGUCAGCGACGUCGUGCUAAACUCCUUCGGCCUCGUACCCGCCGCGCUGUCGAAAAACACGCUGAACCUAAUGAGCACGUACAUUGCGUUUGUCAACUCGCAGGACCCGAAUAAUCAUGGCUUGGAGGGAUUGCCGGAGUGGCCGACGUGGGAUCCCGAGGGGAAGGCUAUGUUCAAGUAUCAGGAGAGUGGGCCUGUCAUUAUCAAGGAUGAUUAUCGGGAGGAGCAGAUGGAGUUUGUUAAUCGGAAUGCUGAUACUUAUGUGUAUUAG
Messenger RNA from Zasmidium cellare ATCC 36951, 1725 nucleotides. RefSeq lists its product as uncharacterized. The transcript is spliced from 3 exons. Lineage: Eukaryota; Fungi; Ascomycota; Dothideomycetes; Mycosphaerellales; Mycosphaerellaceae. The record is from RefSeq and is a predicted model, not a curated record. The coding region runs from base 1 to 1725 and encodes 574 amino acids.